This is a messenger RNA of Dendrobium catenatum, 1305 nucleotides long. RefSeq names its product protein DETOXIFICATION 16-like. The record is from RefSeq and is a predicted model, not a curated record. Bases 1 to 1305 code for a protein of 434 amino acids. Gene Ontology annotation, molecular function: xenobiotic transmembrane transporter activity; antiporter activity. Gene Ontology annotation, cellular component: membrane. The transcript has 6 exons. Gene Ontology annotation, biological process: xenobiotic detoxification by transmembrane export across the plasma membrane. Lineage: Eukaryota; Viridiplantae; Streptophyta; Magnoliopsida; Asparagales; Orchidaceae.
AUGGAGAAAAAGAAGGGAAUGAUGAAGGAGAUAAAGAGGCAGAUGUGCCUUGCAAUGCCACUUACAGUUGCGAAUUUCCUUAUGUUUGCCCUCCAAUUUGUAUCGAUAAUGGUAGUUGGCCAUAUAAGUCACGAAAAGCUCGCCGGAGCCUCCAUAGCCAUUUCCUUCGUGAAUUCACUUGGCUUCUCAGUGCUCAUGGGAGCAAGUUCUGCACUAGAUACCUUAUGUGGACAAUCUUUUGGAGCACAAAAUUACAAGAUGGUGGGUUUAUAUCUACAAAGAGCAAUGGUCAUUUGUGUCCUUAUCAGCAUUCCACUUGCCUUUGGCACGGCUUUCUCUGGCAGAAUUCUUAUUUUGCUCCGCCAAGUCCCGGAGAUAUCAAUGGCAGCAGAAUCUUAUGCUCGGUUGAUGAUUCCAUCACUAUUCGCAUUUGGCCUUAUACAGUGCAUCCUCAAGUUCUUACAAGCUCAAAAAAUAGUGCUACCCAUAAUGUUUAGCAGUGGAAUCACAGCUAUUUUUCACGUCAUCAAUUGUUGGUUCUUUACAUAUAAAACUGGACUUGGUUAUCGAGGAGCUGCGCUUUCUGUUUCAAUCUCUUAUUGGUUCAAUUUACUGCUAUUAGUACUAUAUGUCUUUCUAUCACCCUCUUGCAAGUCAACAUGGACUGGAUUCUCUAGAGAAGCUUUUCAUGGCUUGUGGGACUUUCUUAAACUCGGCAUUCCUUCUACUUUGAUGGUUUGCUUUCAAAACUGGCAAUUCGAGUUGUUGUUGAUACUUGCUGGACUUCUUACAAAUCCAGCGCUCCAAACGUCAUUAAUGUCAAUAAGUACCAGAAUAUCCAAUGAAUUGGGUGCACAAAAUCCAGGGGCUGCUGUAUUGGCUAUCCUAACUGCGGCAGUAGCCAUAAUUAUUGAAGGUGAUAGUGGGAUUUGGAUGAUUGGUGGACGGAACUUAUGGGACAUCUAUAAUACCAAAGAGAGGGAAGUUGUGAAUGCUGUGCUGAAUGAUUCCAUGGAUAGCUCUAUCCAUUUCAUUGAUGGUUUCCAAUGCGUGCUUUUAGGCACAAUUAGAGAAGUGGUAGGCAAAAGAUGGGUUUUUGUUUGUCUCGGUUCUUACCUCGUUGGAUUUCCAGCAUCUAACUUCUUGGUGUCUUUACCAACGGUCAUCGCCGGUAACGUGCCGAUGGCUUACCGACGAUUUACGGCGGUUUCAGCCGACGCCAUGAUACCGUCGGUAUCGUGGCCGUCGGUAAACCGCCGGUAUUGUGACCGGCGGUUAAUCGGCCGGUACACCGCCGGCAUAUAG